Messenger RNA from Chara braunii, 7250 nucleotides. Lineage: Eukaryota; Viridiplantae; Streptophyta; Charophyceae; Charales; Characeae. The record is from the annotation of a GenBank genome assembly.
GGACAAGCUUGAUGACAAAUUCAGAAUGGUGGACAAGGAACUGGAGUUGUCAAAGGCACGAGUUGAGGAGCUUGUCAGUCAAUGCAGGUUGCAAGCAGAAAAKAAUGAAGGGAUGAACGAGUCCCUGGAGAUAUCAUCCAAGAGAAUUAGGGAGCUCGAGGACCAGCAGAAUGUGGAAAUGGAAAAACUGAGAGGAGCAGAUUCGGAAAACUUGACACUUCGGCAAGAGAUGGAGGAGCUCCGGCAUUCACUCAGUGUAACUCUGGAGGGGAAGGAUGAUCUAGAGAAACAGCUGACAGCCUCAGAGGAAGCUCGGAAGUUGUCAACUUUAGAAAAUGCAGCUUUGGAAGAGCAGAUUGUUAGGGUCAAGGGGCAACUUGAGAUUGCCAAUUCGCAAAUGGAAAGUCUGAGAAAGGCGAUGGAAGCUAUGGACGAGAUGCGGGGCUCCCUCGCUGUCUGUUUGGAGAGGAAGGAUGCUCUCGAGAAACAGCUGAACAUCACAGAGGAAGCUUGGCAUGCCACAGUGUGUGAUAAGGCGGCUCUGGAAGUGGAGCUGGAAAGGGUCGAAGGGGAGCUUGAGAGGUCAAGAGAGCGUGCACUUUGUCUGGAGGAGUCUGUUGCAACCCUCACGGAAACCAGGAAUGGCCAAAUGGAAAAACUGAGAGGAGCAGAUAUCGAAAUUUUGAAACUUAGCAAAGAAGUGGAGCAGUGGAAAGGGACUCUUAAAGUGAGUUCGCAGGAGAAGGAUGAUCUGGAGAAAGAGCUGAAAGCCUCAGAGGAGGCCAGGGAGGUCGUAAUGUCUGAGAAAGCGGGUCUGGAGGAGGAGCUUAAAACGAUGAAGGGAGAGCUUGAGACGUCAAGUGCACGCAUGCAUUGUCUGGAGGAGACUUUGUCGUCCAUUGCGGAAAAACUCAGGGAAGCAAAGAUGGAGAACUUGCAACUUAGCGAAGCUGUGGAGGAGGUGAAGGUGUCUCUUGGUAUCAACUUGCAGAGGAAAAAUGAUCUGGAGAAAGAGCUGGAAGCUUUAGAAGAAAUAAGGCAGGUCGAAAUGUCUGAAAAGGCUGAUCUGGAGGAGGAGCUUAAAACUAUGAAGAGGGAGCUGGAGAGGUCAAAUGCACGUGUGCAGUGUCUGGAGGAGUCUAUUUCAUUCAUCGAGGACGUGAGAAAUGCACAAACGGAAAAACUUAGGGAAGCAGAGAUGGAGACUUCGAAACUUACAAAAGAGAUGGAGGAGACAAAGGUGUCCCUUGGUGUCAGUUUGCAGAGGAAGAGCGAUCUGGAGGAAGAGCUGAAAAUAUUAGAGGAAGCUCGGCAGGCUGCGCUGUCCAACAAGGGUGCUCUGGAGGAGGAACUUGACAGAACAAAGGGGCAACUGGAUAGGUCAAUUGCACUUGCAGGUCGUCUGGGAGAGUCUGUUGCAAUGGUCGAGGAAGCCAGGAAUUUGCAAAUUGAAAGACUGAGAGAAGCAGAGGCGGAGAAUUUGACACUCGUGAAGGAAAUGGAGGGAAUGAAGGGGUCUCUUAGUUUCAGCUCGCAGAGAGAAGCCGAUCUGGAAAAAAUGCUCAAAGCCUCAGAGGAGGCAAGGCAGAUCGUGGUGUCAGAUAAGGCAGAUCUGCAAGAAGAACUUGGUAGAAUUACUGAGGCAUUUGAGGUGGCAAACACACGGGCAGAGGGCAUGGAGGAGUCUGUUGCGGGCAUCUCUGAACUGGAGAAAGUCCAGCAACUGCUCCAACAAACCAUCGAAGCCCAGAAAGAGCAGCUGUUAUCCUCAGAGGGGGAGAAAAUGAGCAUGCUUGCAGAAAAAGAUAAACUGCACAACGAGCUUACGCAAUUGCAGGAGAACCUGCAGGUGUUCCAUCUGAGAGUGGGCGAGCUUGAGGAAGAGUGUUGUCUCAGCGGUGAGAAGCUGAGGGCAGAGGAACAAUCCAGACUACCAGUGAGCGAAGAUGUUGUUGCAGUUAAGAUUAGUCUCCAAGCAAGCAUGCAGCGGGAGGAAGACUUGGCAAAGAGGCUUGCAGAUUCAGAGCAAGGGCGGCUUACCGCAGUUGCAGGAAUGGCAGAUUUAGAAGGAUCGGCACAGGACCUUGCUAGGCGGCUGAACGCAUGUGAGCAAGAGAAGAUCUAUUGCCAGAAGGAACUCGAGAUACUAAAGAAGAGACUUGAAGAUUCUGAGAAGGAGAGGAUGCUACAGGCUGAAAAGCUCAGGAAUGUGAGGGAGGAAGUGGAACGGAGAAUAGAGGAGCAGGCUAGGGCAGCAGGAGAGCAAGAGGUCCAUUGUCAAGGCAUUUUACAGAGACUGGAAGCGAUGGAGUCUGAGAAGGAUGAUGUAUUCCGGAGGCUGGCUGAUGUGGGGAGUCAGUUCAGCAGUGAAAGGGCAACGGCAUCCGAUGCCGUGCACGAGCUCGAGGCGUCAAGGCAGCGGCAUCUUCAGGAGGUUGGUAUUAUUCGUGGAGAACUUGCGAAUGCUCGAAAGGAGCUGAUGCUGAUUAAGUUGCAAUCAACCGCACUGCUCAAGGAGAAGGAAGGGAUGCGUAAGGAGCUUGAGAAAACGAAGGAAAGGAUUGAGAAGAUGGAUGCCAAGCUUAAGAGCACCAUCCAGGAGAAGAACAACCUGGUGACAGAAAAAAUUCAAAUGAAGCGAGAGCUGAAGCUUCUCAGGGGGCAGACCCUAGCCCGUGCAAAAGAUUUGUCGAAGCUUGAGAGCGCAAUAGAUAGGAGGAGAGAGUCCCUGGCAGAGAAGAGGCGGGAGAGUAUUGCUGCACAAAGGAGAGUCAAAUGUCAACUAGGAGAUCUGGAACAGAUGCUUCAGGCAAAGAGUGAAGAACUUCAGAAGAACAAAGUUGGUCUUCGUCGUGCACAGGGCAGGAUGCAGGCACUGGACGCAGAGGUCAGAAACCUGAAGCAGCAACUGGAGGCAAGCAAGGAGGAAACAACAAGGACUGGAGUAGCAGUUGCCUACCAAAUUGAUGAAAUGAUGAGCAAUGCAAGACAAGCAGAGGAGCCGUUGGAGGGACAAUACAGCUUUUUGCAGUGUGUGACAAAUGCUCAUACAGAUCUGAUUGCAGAAGCAUCUGGUGGACUAUCAUCGCUGGGAGAAGAGCAUUAUGGACCAGUAGGGGAAAGGUCCAGAACAGAGAUGCAGGCCAAUUCGAGAGAUGAAGAAUGCUGCAGCAUCACUAAGGCUCGAUGCCAUGAGCUUGAGAAAGAAGUGGCCGAUGCAGAGCAGUAUAAGAGGGCCUUGGAGAAGAGAGUUGGAGACUUAGAGAGCAGGGAGAAGGAGCUUGAAGCUGCAAUGGCGGACGUUAUGUCAAGUGGGUCCCGAGAUCAAGGCCAGAGCGGAGCAGCGGGGCAGCGGAGCAUGUCGAAGGAGAAGGUUGAGGGGUUAAGGGUCCUGCGGGACUAUCCCGCUUGGUUUUUGCGGGGGGGUUCCGACCGCGGGCCCGAGAGUCUUCAGCAGGUGUGUGAUGUGGAUGGCGAGAGCUUCAGCUUGAAUGUCCCAGUAGCAGGAUGCGUUUGGUACUCCGAUCUGGUGCUGAGGUCUGAUCCGGAUAGCAGGUGGCAGACUGGUCUUGAUGUCCCUGUCAGAGGUGCUGCUCCAGAAGUCUGCGAGUCCAGGGUGUCGGCCGAAGGGAACAGCAUGGUGGCCAACCAGCUGUCGUAUCCUCGUACUGAGUUGCAGCAUGCCAUCGUCCUCGUGCACCUGCCAUCAGAUCCAUUAUCGUCGGCGACGCGCAGGGGCCACAUAGGGAACUUGGACAAGAGAGACAAGGAUAUGGCGGAGGACAAAUGGGAGAAGGGGGCGAGACAGAGGCAAGAGCGGAUCAGACAGAGGGAGGAAGUGGGGAUCACAGUCACUGAUGAUGUUCUCGGGGAGGCCGUGAUGGCGUGCGACAUGAUCGAAGAAGAGGGUGGCGACAUCUUUGGCACUGUGCGAAGUUGUGCAAGGGAUGAAGUGGGGGGCUUGUGGUCGGGUCGUCGAGAGAGGGCAUCCGCAACGCGGUUGCUUUUGUCAGGGGUAUGGCAAAUGGUGAGAUCGAACUGGGCAAGGAAGUCUAGCCAGCGGGCUUGGCAUGGAGUGAUAUCUUUCUUGGAGAGGAUGGAGGAGACGGAUGGUGAAGUAUUGCCCGUCGAGGUACGGGCGCCAGACUGUGAGGGCGUGAAUCACGGCGAGGAGUUCCUUCUCGUUGGAGGGGUAAUUCAUCUCGGCGGGAAGGAGCUUCUUGCUUGCGAAGGCGAUGGGGUAUUCGGCGGGUGGAGCCUCGGGGUGAGUGGGCGAGUCCUUGAAUGGCGAGUGGGGUCGGCGAUCUUGAGGAUAGGGGCGGUGGUGAUGGUUUGCUUGAAUGCCUUUAUCGAAGACAAUGUGGUCGAGGUAUUCGACGCUCGAAGAGGCAAAUGUACAUUUGCUGAGCUUGGCGUAGAAUUUCUGCUCUCGGAGGAUCGAGAGGACUUGGCGAAUAUGCUGGAGGUGGGACUCGAAGGUGGGGCUGAAGAUGAGGAUGUCGUCAAGGUACACGACGACACAUUCUUUGAGGAGGUCACAAAAGAUGUGAUUCAUGGUGGACUGGAAUGUGGCGGGGGCAUUGGUGAGUCCGAAAGGCAUUAUGAGGAACUCAAAGUGCUCGAACCGAGAGCGGAAUGCGGUCUUAUAGGUGUCCUCCUCGCGCUUACGGAUAUGGUGGAAGCCACUUCGAAGGUCAAUCUUGGUGAAAUAUUUGGCUCCACGAAGUCGAACAAGGAGCUCGGAGAUCUAAGGUUGGGAGAGGAGGUGGUGUCCUCGGAGGCGAUGUUGUGGAAGAAGCGAGGGCGGGGAGGGGCUGAUGUGGGGAUGGUUAAGGUAAUGGUGGAGGUGGAUACGAGCGGUUUUGAUUGGGGGGGGAUGAUUGAUGACUGUGUGAUGACAGGGGUUGUCGUCUUGGGCGAGGGGGGAUGUGGAGCGACCAUGGUGGAGGUAGUGGUGGAUGAGGGUGAGGGUGUACAGGUGGACGGUGUUGGUGUGGAGGUUGAAGCGGAGGCUUGUCGGGAGGCGGGGGUGGGUUGGGGUGUGGAGGAGGGGCGGGGGAGUUUCCUCGAGCGUGGUGACACGAUCGGAGAUGGCGGCCAUGGUGGUGUUGAUGGUGGCGAGGGAGGAUUUGAGGGCGGUCAACAUUUGGAGGAUAGUUGCGAGUUUCGGGGUGGUGGUGGUCGAAGUUGGCUGAUCGCCUGCGAGUUCGCGGGCAAUGCUGUUGACGGAGUCGGAAUGAAGAUCAGACAUGUUGAUGAAAGAUUGGGCCAUGGUGGGGAAAGCGGGGGAGGAGGAGGAAGGAUGACGAGGAGGGAGGAGGAGGAGGAGGAAGAGGAGGAAGAGGAGGAGGACGACCAAGAAGAUGUAGAAGACGAGGAGGAGGAGGAGGACGACGAGGAGGAGGAGGACGAGGAGGGGGAAGAAGAAGAAGAUGUAGAAGACGAGGAGGACGAGGAGGACGACGAGGAGGAGGACAAGGAGGAGGGGGAAGAAGAAGAAGAUGUAGAAGACGAGGAGGACGAGGAGGAGGACGAGGAGGAGGAGGACGACCAAGAAGAGGAGGAGGAGGAGGAGAGGGAGGACGACGCAAAAGAGGCAGAGGAGGAGAGGAGGAGGGCAGAGGCGGACAGGCAGGACGAGGAAAAAGUGAUGGUCGGGGCAGCACGGGGAGGGGGGUGUUGCCAAGUCAGGGGAGUGGGAGGCCGACUCCCCUACACCCAGGAGCAGCAAGAGAAGAUGGCCGCCAUAGUGAGAGAAAAUAGAGAGAGGAAGGAGCUCUUGAAGCAAGCGAAGUUGAAGGCUAUCGCAGAGGAGCAGGCGACAAAGAUGGAGCUGGAGGAGGAGAUGGAGAAGAAGAAGAAGGCUGCUGAAGAAGAAGCGGCAACCGAAGCAGAGGAGGAGAGAAAACGAAAGGGAAAGGAAGCAGAGAGCAGUGGCGCGAUGAAAGAAGAAGUAGAGAUGGAGAAAAAAAUAAGUGAGUGGAUCGCUAAUUUAUCGUUGGGGGAAGAUGAGGAGGCAGAGUUCUAUGUCCCACAGGACGAGAGAGACGCGCUGGCCAACGAGCUAGCAGCGAUGGAGAACCCUCUGGAACGAAGGGAGAGAGAAGAGGAGAAGAAAUUGGAAUGGAAGCUGAGGAUGAAGAGAGAGAAGAAGAAGAGGAGGGAGGAAGUUAAUAGGUUGACCGCGGAAGUGGCGAAAGUGCAGGAUUGUAGGCGAGAAGUGGGAGCACAGACAAAUAUUUCUGCCAAUAUGGAUAAGAUGUUGGGUUACCUGGAAGUGUUGAGUGCCGCUUGGAUGGAGGAGCGCCAGGCCAGUUGGAGUCAGGAGGUAGCCCUGGGUGCCAUGCGGUCGGGAUUCGGGGAUUUUGCGCGCGAUAUGGUUACCCAUUUUGGAGGGGAAGUUAGGAGAUUGAGAGAUAGCGUGGGGAAGUUCUGUGAAGGCGCCAUUGAGGGUGCCAAAGCCAUAGUCGUUGUAGAGGGAGAGGCCACACCCCGUAAGGAUCCAGUUAAACUUAAGUUUCCUGAUGCACACGGGGGGAAGGAAGAAAACUUUGACAACUGGGAAGCCAUUGUCAAUAGUUAUAUUUAUUUACAACACAUCCUGACAGAGGAGCAAGUUCUCGUGGCCUUCCAGGCCCUCAAGGAUGAAGCGGCAAGUUUCGCUAGGUCCCUCGCUCACGCAGCCGGUUGUGAAAACAACCUGGUUGCUUACUCCAAAGUUACCCCCGUUCCUCAAUUCCUCAAGUUCCUCAAGGAGCGAUUUGUUGACCCAACGAAAGGCAUUAGAGGCUCUGACAAGCUGGAAACAAUCCACUCGCGACAGUGGAGGAGUGCAAGGGCACUCAAAGGAGGAAAGGGCCGAGGAGGAGGAGGAGGAGGAGGAGGAGGCGGAGGAGGAACAGGAGGCGGAGGAAGAAGGAUGACGAGGAGGAGACGGCGGAGGAGGAGGACGAGGAGGAAGGAUGACGAGGAGGAGGAGGAGGAGGAGGAAGAAGAAGAUGUAGAAGACGGCGAGGGGGAGGAGGAGAGGGAGGAGGAGAAGGAAGAAGACGAAGUAGAAGACGAGGAGGAGGAAGAGGAAGAGGAGGAGGAGGAGGAGGGGGAGGAGGAUGAAGAAGAAGAUGCGAAAUAGGAAUAGGAGGAGGAGAAGGAUGAUGAGGAGGAAGAAGAGGACGGGUUCCAGUCGAACAUUUUUCGGUUUAUCGAGAAUUCUGGAUAAACAGGAUGCCGGAUAAAGCAGCCGGAUAUUC